AUGGACCCCUUCAGCAUCAAAAGGGUUCCCUGCAUCGUGCUAUGCAACAUUAUCCGACAAAUCCCCGACUGGGUGACACUCGUAAACCUCAUCGAAGCGUCCCCACGAAUACGGGAGAUCUUCGAACCCGGCAAGAAUCCCAAGGAAGACGCAGAGCCCGCAGCAACGCACAUAGUCGACAUCAUCGUGAAGGAUAACCCCAUCACAAAGAGCAGUCUACACCGUCACUUCUGGAGAAUCACAGAACUAAAACAGCUAACCCCAGAAGGAAUCCAGGAGUCAUUCCGAGAAGCACGUCCUUAUAUCCGAAGAAGUGGCUUAAACGAAGGAGAGCCGGAACAACGCAGCCUAACAGAAUUCCUCGCCCGCCAUAAGCCUCCCACUUCUAUAUCCUGA
Aspergillus welwitschiae is the source of this 396-nucleotide messenger RNA. RefSeq lists its product as uncharacterized. Bases 1 to 396 code for a protein of 131 amino acids. Lineage: Eukaryota; Fungi; Ascomycota; Eurotiomycetes; Eurotiales; Aspergillaceae. The record is from RefSeq and is a predicted model, not a curated record. The transcript has a single exon.